UCCAACUGAAGCUGCCAUCAUUUAGUGUCGGCAUGAGAGCUCUUGUACUGCUGUGUCUGCUGAAUGGAGCGUUUGCUCAAAACGGAUAUUCCUGGAAUGGACCUGUCCGGAUUGCUCCAGAUCCCGACCCCAACGCAGGCAGUGCAUGCAGCACGGAUAAAUUCUCCUGUGGUUGCUGCCUGAUGGUGCAAGAGGUGAACAGGCUGAAGACCUACUUUAACAAGAGCUUGACUGAGCUGGAGAAGGACUUCCAAAAGACAAAAGAAAGUCUCAGGGUGGUUGAAGCCAGCCGCGUUGCCUUCUCUGUCUCUCUAUUCAGCGAUGAAAAUUUUAAGUGUUACGGCCCCUUCAGCGAAAUGAACAAGGUCGUCAUCUACAAAAAUGCCUUCCUUAACUUGGGCGGAGCCUACAACAUGAACACUGGCAUCUUCACCGUUCCCUACUCAGGCGUCUACAGCCUCGCAGUCACCAUCUUCAGUGACGCGGGGUCUCCCGGCAACAUGCUGGCUGCCUGUGCCAAUCUGCAGGUUAACAAUAAAGUGAUGGCAAGAGCCAAAGAGUUUAAUAACAAUGACCAAGAAGAUAGCGCCACUAUAGUUGUGGCCAUGCACCUGAAAGUUGGAGACAUGGUGACUGUUACCUUAAGCAGUGGCUGCUAUCUCUGUGAUGAAAGCUACUACAACACCUUCAGUGGCUUUCUGCUUUAUGGUACUGAAUAAGUUGGAGGAUGGUUGGUUUUUAUUGCAAGUUUUGCUCCACUCUUUAGGUUAGCAUCUGCUAGAUGAAAUUUUCUGUAUCAGUCUACUGUUUUGGGUUUUUUUGAGAAAGUCCCGGUUUUAAAUUUAUCGUGCUUUGAUUCAGCUUGUACAAUCCGAAAGCUUAAACCAAGAAACUAUAAGAGUAUCUUUGUUCUGAAAAAAACAUAUUUUCUUGUUGCAGUAAUGGCGUGUAAUGUGUAUAUACAAUCAGCACCCAUGCACCUUGUAAAAUUACAUGAACUGUAAUCAAAUUUUGUUUUAACUGAAGAAUUGUGUGAUUGUUUGGAAAAUUAAACUAUUGAAAUACUGA
Molecule: messenger RNA, 1068 nt
Organism: Oreochromis aureus
Lineage: Eukaryota; Metazoa; Chordata; Actinopteri; Cichliformes; Cichlidae
Product: EMILIN-2-like
Exons: 4
Coding region: 33-719 (228 amino acids)
Molecular function (GO): protein binding
Source: RefSeq, a predicted model, not a curated record